GCCCAAUUCGGACCGUUAAUAGUGCAUAUGCGCUGUGACACGCAGGGAAAAGCGCACCAUGAGCCAAAUACAGAUGUUCUCUUCCUCUCACUCAUAUUUCUGCAGACAAUCCCGGCUGCUGUUAAUUAAGACGAAUGUGCGCCGCGCCUCCGCAGAUAACGAGCGGAGCGAAAGGAUCUCUGCACACACAGGGAGAAGAAGACUGCGGGCCAAAGCUCUGACUGUACCCGCAUUGCAUCACGGACACGACACCCGGUACCCCGCUGUCUUUCUCCCACCUCAACAGGCGCAGAUGAGGAGACUGUAGCAUCUUAUCGCAUAGUUUUGAGGACUCAUGCCGCCGCGCUCUCAGUCACAGCCAGCCAACAGAUGUGCGCCGCUCCGGAGGCGCAAAGCCGGUGAUUUUUACGCGCCUUUCUGAUAACUUUGGCGCGGCAGUAUUUAUGGAUUGCGCAUCAGUGACAGGGCAGCCUCUGGGAUCUGCUAAUAUUUCUCCCUCAGUGGAGUUUUGUGUCACCACCGGGGGCCACAAGCUGCCGGAUCGCGUUAUAUUUUGUAAGUGAGCGCUGCAACCUGUAGCUGUGCGCCUCUUUUUAUUCCAGUCAACAUUCCGCUGAGGCGCAAUGGAGGGACGCAGCUGACGCUUUUGAAUCCCCAAACUCGAGGAGGAGACGGGAAAAAAAGAGCAAAAAGCAGCCCAGAGGAAACAAUGUAUGGGCGCUACACCCAGGAGCUGGGGGUGUAUGCCAAGGAGGAGGCGGCCCGGCUGCGAGAUGGAGGUGUGCGGGACGGCAGUGGCCUGAGGAGGAACACCAGCGUUCGAAGCCGCACCGCAGACCUGCUGGAGUACGAGAAAGAUCCCUGUGCAAAGUGCCAGGUGUGUGCAUCUCGCUGCCAGAAGUUCCUGAUCUCACGGGUGGGAGAGGACUGGAUCUUCCUCAUUUUGCUGGGGCUGCUCAUGGCUCUGGUCAGCUGGGUCAUGGACUACGCCAUCGCCUUUUGCCAAGAAGCACAGAAAUGGAUGCAUGGUGGUCUGGACAGCAACAUGCUUCUGCAGUACAUUGCCUGGGUCUCCUACCCAGUGGUGCUCAUCACUUUCUCUGCAGGAUUCACUCAGAUACUAGCGCCUCAGGCUGUUGGUUCAGGCAUUCCUGAGAUGAAAACAAUACUAAGAGGAGUUGUUCUCAAGGAGUAUCUGACUUUUAAGACCUUUGUGGCUAAAGUCAUCGGUCUGACCUGCGCUCUGGGAAGCGGAAUGCCUCUGGGGAAAGAGGGACCCUUCGUUCACGUGGCCAGUCUAUGUGCUGCUCUCCUGAGCAAAUUCAUGGCGGCGGUUUUCGGAGGGAUUUACAUGCUGAAGGAAGAGCCCUUUGAGGGAAGCAAGAAUGAGCUGAGGAACACGGAGAUGCUGUCGGCUGCCUGUGCUGUGGGUGUUGGCUGCUGUUUUGCUGCACCUAUUGGAGGUGUGCUGUUCAGUAUCGAAGUCACGUCAACGUUUUUUGCAGUCAGGAACUACUGGAGGGGCUUCUUUGCUGCCACCUUCAGUGCUUUCGUAUUCAGAUUGCUGACUGUCUCGAACCAGGAAGAAGAGACCAUCACUGCUCUCUUUAAGACACGCUUCCGUCUGGAUUUCCCUUUCGACCUUCAGGAGCUGCCGGCGUUCGCCAUCCUCGGCAUUGCUUGUGGGUUUGGGGGAGCUCUGUUUGUGUACCUGAAUCGACACAUUGUGGAGUGCAUGAGGAAGCAAAAGACCAUUAACAAGUUCCUGCUGAGGAAUCCGUCUCUUCCUGUCAGGCGGCUGGUGUACCCCGCCCUCGUCACCCUGCUGGUGUCCACGCUCACGUUUCCUCCUGGCUUCGGGCAGUUCAUGGCUGGGCAGUUGACGCAGCACGAGUCUCUGGUUGCUCUGUUCGACAACCGCACCUGGUGUCGCCAGGGUGUAGCUGAGGAGUUUGACUACAUCAGCCACCAUCAUGCCUGGAAACACCCCCAGGUCAACAUCUUCAUCACGCUCAUCCUCUUCAUCGUCAUGAAGUUCUGGAUGUCUGCUGUUGCCACCACCAUGCCAGUCCCGUGUGGAGCCUUCAUGCCCGUCUUUCUUAUUGGUGCAGCAUUUGGCAGAUUAGUUGGUGAAGUCAUGGCAACCAUGUUCCCUGAUGGCAUCCACGGAGAUGUGUAUCCUAUAGUUCCCGGUGGUUAUGCUGUUGUUGGGGCUGCAGCGCUCUCUGGUGCGGUCACUCACACUGUUUCCACAGCGGUCAUUGUGUUUGAGCUGACCGGUCAGAUCUCCCAUAUCUUGCCUGUGAUGAUCGCAGUCAUUCUGGCCAACGCCGUGGCACAAGCGCUCCAACCGUCCCUCUACGACUCCAUCAUUCGCAUCAAGAAGCUCCCAUAUCUACCAGAGCUGGGGAUGGGACAUCACGAGAAGUAUAACAUCCGCGUAGAGGAUAUCAUGGUCCGAGAUGUUCGCUUCAUCACCUUGAAUUCUUCAUACAGAGACCUGCAGGAAAUGCUGCUGACUGGGCAUCUAAAAACCCUCGCCCUGGUUGAAUGUAGAGACUCCAUGAUCCUGCUGGGCUCCAUAGAGCGACUGCAGCUCCAGUCCCUCCUGUCUCUUCAGCUGAGCCGCCAGCGGAGGCUCGAGUACCUUCGUCAGCUGGCCCAGGACAACGGUGCUCACGAUCCCCUGCCCAGUCUGACCUCUGACAGCACCCCCAGCUCCCCUUGCGCCCACGUUCACCUCAACUCUCCCACCAACACCAGUGCUCGCCAAGUUGUCCGCUUCCUGGUGAGCACCCAGCAGAUCUCCACAGAGGAGUCUUCUUCCUUCAGCCCGGUGGCUUCCAAUGCUCAACUUCCUCUGAAAUCUGCCUUGAAAACCGUGUCGGCCAUCAGUGACGCAGAGACGCCAAACAGCUCACAGACCCUCUCCUGUGCGGAUCCAGACAACGAGCUGCUGGAGAGUCCGGCCGGGCCGGCGUCUCCUGACAAAACAAAGCCCAAGCCCAAAGGAGUGAGGAUCUCCAUGGCGGAGUCUUCUGAGGUGGAAGAUUGCAUGACUCCCUCAGAGAUAGCCGAGUGGGAGGAUCAGCAGCUUGAUCAGCUGGUGGAUUUCAAGAACUGCAAGAUUGAUCCCGCCCCCUUCCAGCUGGUGGAGCAAACGUCUCUGCACAAGACUCACACUAUCUUCUCUCUGCUGGGCCUGGGUCACGCCUACGUGACCAGCAUGGGACGGCUAGUUGGAGUGGUUUCUCUCAAAGAGCUGCGUAAGGCCAUAGAGGGCUCGGUCACAGUGACUGGAGUGAAAGUACGCCCUCCUCUGGCCAGUUUCCGUGACAGUGGGAACACCACAAGCGUAUCUGAGGUAACAGAACUACACAAGCUGUGCAUGCGUCACAGAGGGCUGUCCUUGCCACGGGAACCUAAGCCUCCGAACGCGGCGAAAAAGCUGGACCUUUCGUUCAAAGACGUCCCCGUCAGCUUUUCAGACAAGACUGAUUUGCAAUUUGAAAACAGUGAUAACCAGUUGUCAGACCUCGUCCUUCAAGAAAGCCCCUCAUUCACCGAGGACCAAUCAGAGUUUACUUUUGACUGUAGCCCCUCUCACACUGAGGAGUCAGAGCUGGGCUGUGACCAUGACCCUGCCGACCCCGCGCCAGCGCCGGACGAGGUGGAACAAGAGCACAGGAGUCCGACUCUAAACAUGGACCAAUCAGAACCUGGGGGAGAGGGUAGCACUGACCACAUCAAGGACCAAUCAGAAUGCUAAUCUAAAGCUUAUCUAUCCUGUCGCCUCAUCAAUGUAUCUGUUUCUUAAAUUUGCAUCAGUCCAGCCUAGACACUUGUGUUUAUAACCCAGUGAUGUGAGCGAAUGUCUGUUGAUAGGGGAAGGCCGGUUUUAUUUUUUAUUUUUUUUUAGCCAUCAACAGAUUAUUUAUGACAGACCAAAUAUUUCUGUAUUUUCAAAAAUGUCCACAUCAAGGUUUGUUUAUCGUUGGAAAACCAGGAUGGUCCCAGACAUAUGUUGCAGAAAGCCUCCUUUCCCCUCGUGUGCUGCUGAUAAAGUUUGUUAAUGAGAAAGUGUGAAGUCAGAAAGCUUAAAGCACAAGGCUCACAAAUCACAGCUGAACAGCUAAACUGAAUUUGCUGACCAUGUCACAUUGUAGAGGAAAAAAAACAGCAAGUUGGCCUCAACAGGGAAGAAAACGGCUCUGACUAAAAAUAGGUGUGAAGUGUCUAUUUAGGAGUAUUUGCAUUGUUGCAGGGGAGCAAUGUUGAGUUGGUAGGGAAACUCAACAACGACUAGUUAGUGCCUAGAUUGGCUCUAGAUAUUAAUCAGAGUUCUUUCUGAAGUAGCUGGUUACUCGUGAGAUUAACAAACCCCUGAUCACAAAAAGAUCCUCUAUAUCACAGUUGUGGAUUAAACGAAUGGCUUUUUUAUGAUUGUACUAAAGAUUUCAGGUGAAAUAUUUUGCCGAAAUAAUUGGCUCGAGUCAUGUGAUUGGUUAAAAUAAGUACUAUUGAUUGAGAGUAAGCAAAGGGAUGUCUGCUAAUGCAGUUGAGUGCCUCGUUUUCAAGUGGCAAUAUGUAAUCAAUGCACAGUUCCUGGCACAAACAUUACCCUCUAAACUUAUUCUUACAAUUCUAUUUGUCACAUCACAUCUACACACUUCAAUGUAUUUUAUUGGGAUUUUAAGAGGAAUGAGAAAAAAUACUUUAAGAAAUUAAUUUAUGAAUGAAAUGUUUAAAUGUGACAUCUGCCCAUUAUGGUGCUAUAUGCAAAACACUAGUUUUGCAUAUAAACCAGAAAGAUAAGUUUUGCUCUAAUCUGACCAGAGGCCCUUAUUGCCUCCUAUGGUGGCAAUUCAAAACUGCAAACAGAACAUUUGUUGGAUUUUUUUUUUUUCUACUAAUAAUUGCUUUUUCCCUGAGGCGUUUGCAGCAUGGCUGUAUCCUCAGUGUUUAAAAUAAAUGAAACACACCUGGACUCUAUUGUCUAACCAGGAGUCAAUUGGUCACACAUGAUUUUAUUUAGAGAAAUUGGUUGAUUAGACCACACACAUUUUCAUAUUUUUGUGUCUUUUCCCUUUCAGUUCACAAUUAUGUGUUACUCUAUACUGGUGUCUUAAAAUCCCUUUAAAAUCUAUUAAUGUUUGUGAUUGUAACAAACAAAAAGUGUUAAUAGUGACUGAUCAGAGUGCAUGCGUCAUAUUUUAUGAAGACAUAAAUAAAAAAUGUGUUUGCUUCUUUUCUGGUCUAAAAAUCCGGUAAAUACAACAUCAGGUGAGAAACGGCUCAUGGCACAUUGCAUAUUGUCAGAACUCAGAACCACUGUGUGAAUAAUAUACCCACCAUUAUUCAGUGAGCACUAAAUUUAACAGCAGUACCUUACAGUAAUUGUCUUUUCUGUGACCCUCAUUAUAAUUUGCAGGCAGUAGUUCAUGCUCAGAGCAUUUUGUUCAGGUUGAGGUCUGAAAUUACUGAGUACUAUUUUACAUUUUACACAGUGUGCUAAGAUUUUGGUGCAGCUUUCUGAUGUAGAUUUUCAAGAAUCAGUGUUCUAUUAGGUGAAAUAUUAACUCUGUGACAGAUAGUAUCAUAUAUUUUAACUUAGUGUAUGGUUGCAUUAUGGUUCUCCGCCCAGGGUGGUAUUCUCUGGGGCGUGUCAUAUGCCUACUGUUCUGAGCUAAACAAGCCCACUAAUCCCUCCUCUAACACCGUGCCUCAUAGUUGCAGUGAGAUGUUUGCUGAGCUUGAUUGAUUUUACUAAAAAUGGUUUUUGCAUUAUAACAAAACAUUGGUGGCCUUAUUAAUGCAUUUUUCCAUAAGUCUUGUGGUUUGUUUAAAUGUAGGAAUCACAAGAGGUUGUCUCAUUCUAUAUUGUUUAAGCAACAUUUAUUUAUUUAUUUCACAAAAUGUAUUUGUCAAUUUGUUUAUGUUGAUAUUCAACACAAGAAUACUCACAACCUGCAACUUCCCCAAACAACUGCUUUAAUCGGACGGUCGACUUUACUAUUUUUCAGGUAAUCUGGCACGUUUGAUAAGAAGCAACAUGCUGUUACUCAUCAUUUGCAUUUAUAUAAAGCAGCAAUAUUUCCCCUGGUUUCUCACACAGUGUUUCUGCAUUUAAGCUUUGUAGAUAUUAAUUUAUGAUGCUAUAAGAUGUUAUGAGCCGUUACAUUUGAGCCGAGGCUAUUCACCAAAUUUUAAGACCUGUUAAAGACUAAUGCUUUAUUAUGUCCUCCUAACACAAAAAAAUUAGAUAAUGUCCACACCAUUUUUAGGAAAUGUCACUUAAUUGAUAAUAUGUGGUGAAUGUUCAGACAGAGUUGUGCAUAUUUAGAUCUAAGCAACCAUGGCGACUAUAGUUGCGACUGUUCCAGGAGCACAUGAAGCCCCAUUGUCUAAUUUUAGAGUACCGGUACUUUGUUGUUUAAGUCUUUCAAAGGGGAUUUGUUGACAAUAAGAUAUAUCAACACCAGCUUUACAGUUUUAUAUUUGUGUGGGCGUGUGCGUGUGUGUGUUUUAGACGUCUUCAUGUGUGAGCAACCAAAAACUUUCCAUAAUUAAAUCUGGUCCAGUCUCCUACGUUUAAUUAGCCAAAAUAAGGUCCUGUUGAGUUGAAGCCAAGAAAAAGUACAUGAAUUUAUUGGCUCCUGUGCGAGUAAUGUUGGCUAAAAACUGAAAAGAGCAAAUAAUACUGAAAGCACAGAAUGACAAGGGAAUUACUGACAUAAGCACAUGAUGGUAUUGAUCCAAACUACCUAUGUAAGAGCAAUGCACAAAUCUGAGAGCCUCUGUCGGUGACUAAUAAUAAGAUGUGUUGUUGGUUUAUGUGUCAAAUGAAAUGCAAUACAUUCAUGUUAUUAAUAAAGCAAAGGGAAAUUGCAGACUGUAUUAUUUAAGGUAUAUUGUCAUCAGUAUUGGUCUUUCUUUUGAUAUCAGAUACUGGUCUAUGGAUCAGCCCCCAAAAAUGUAUUUCUGGGAUCUGAUCAAACGAUGACAAAGGCAGCUUCCAGAGAUCCCUGCAGCUGGACACAGGGCUCCAACUUAGCAGUAAAGCACAUUGUAAUUAUCAUCUUACACCAGUCACUGUUAGAGCCUUGUUCGGCUUUACAGCGGCUGACUCCGUAAGGACGACAUAGAGAGUCCGUUUCAUCAUCUGAACAUCUUCUGCUGCUGUAUGUGAGUUUAAAGUGCAUGACUAAUGAGGGGGCCUAGUUGCAAAAUUUACAGGCUGUUGUACACACACACACACACACACACACACACAAACACACCCCAACGCUCCUCUGUGUGUGGUCUGUGGGUAUUUACCGUCUCUUUAUAACAGAGUACAUUCAAUCCAGCCUGAGCUCUAAAGGAGCAGUUUAACCACUGUACAAAGCCUGAAAAGCUGUGUGAAUACUGCUGAUGGAUUUAUUUUAGCUUCAACUCAUUUUUUUUUUUAAAUCAUUUGUGAAUUGGCUGCAGGAGGCAUGGGCCAGUAUGAGAUUUUCCUUUUUUUUGCCCUGAGUAAAAAAUACAUUGGUUUUAACAAUGUGAACAGAAACAUUUUCACACAGUAACAUUGUCUAAAUGUGAUUACGACCAUUAACCCUGCUGCUGCUACCCAUACAGACAGCUCACUGAGGAUAUAAAAGUCAGUGUUGUUUAGAUGUUUAUGCAUAAGCUGAAGAAUAAACCCCUGCUGAAUUGAAUAGUUUUCAUGAAUUAUUAUAGAAACUAAGUCUUGACAUCUUUUUUUUUUAACGUCAGACCAACACUGAAAAACUAACAAACUGAUUAAUUAUUCAGGCUGUUGUGCCCAGGUAGCCAUUCUGCUUUGCUGCUGGCUAACAAAAAUACGGCUCUUUGUUUGUCAGCUGUUGAUUCAAAAGAGCAUUACCUUAAUGGAAGUGACAGAUAUUAAUUAAAUUACCGCCUAAAGACUUUUUACGUUUAUCACAACUGAAAAAAAAUUCAGCUGAAUUUGUCUUUUAUUAAUAAUUCGACAAAUUAGAAUGUGCAAAUAAUAUUUUCUUAUUAAAUGAUUUUUGACUUACUGCUAAUGAAAACUUUCAAUUCAUUCUCAGAAAACAAGAGUAUUAUAUAGGACAAAAAAAGAGUAACAUUUUCAAUUGUAGAAAUGUCACCCUAAUAAAAAGUAAGUCCAUACAGUACAUGCACUCAAUAUUUCUGUGUUUUCUCCUUUUGCAUGGAAAACUGCAGUCAAUGGAGGCAAUUAGCCUGUACUACUGCUGUGGUGUUAAGACACCCAGGUUGCUUUAAUAGCAGACUUCAGGUCAUCUAUGUCGAGUCUGGUGUCUCUCAUCUUCCUUCUGACAAUUCCUUAAGGGGUUUUGUUUGCUGGCCAAUCAAGCACAAUAACACAAUGAUCAGUAAGGCAGCUAUUGGUACUUUUGGCAUUGUGGGCAGGUGCCAAGUCCUGUUGGAAAGUAAACAUCAGCAUCUUUAUAAAGCUCAUCAGCAGUGUGAAGCAUGAAGUGCUUUAGGAUUCCCUGAUAUCUGAACUGCACACAGGCAAAUAUUUUCCUUACACUCUUGUUUCCAUUAACAUGUUUGGAUACUGUAAGCAAGCAGAAAUUGCAUUUGGUGACUUACCUUUCUUCUUGUUACAGAGGCUGUCAGUGCCUGUCUAUUCACUGGAUACUGUUCAGCAAUCUCCCCUGUAGUUGUGGAGGCCAAAACAACAUUUCUGUAUAAGUCUUAACUGUAACAUUUAAAUCAUUUCAUUAGCUGUAAGUGAUAUCUGUUAAAAUUCACACCAAGUUGUAUUUCCUGGAUCUAAAGGAGAUAUUAAGUUAUACUUUUUGAAUGGAAUUGGGGAAAUUGACUUUUUAAUACCAUUUUAUCUUAUUGCGAUAAAUGUUUAGUAGCCUUCUACUGAGCAGCUGAACAUAAGUGUGCAGAAACAGGUGGGGUUGAGGGUGCAUUACUCUAUAAGCCAUAGAGCUGGAGAAAAACAAGCAAUCCUUCAUUUUAUCUGACGUCUUAUUAAAAAUUAUUGAAAUCUUGAGAAUGAUCAGAUGUGAAAUUAUCACAGUUUUGUAACAUUUUAAAGUCUUGAUUUACCUUGAUAGUAGUUACUGGCCCAUGCCUAACCUGCAGCAAAUCAGAUUUGUUUUUUUUCUCUGUUUGUGCAAUAAAUGUCUAUCACUUUUUGGGUGCGUAUGGAACAUUCAGUAAUGCUUGCAUUAUAAGGUAAUGUAUAAGGAAUUAAUAGUAGAGAGCAUCUGAGCUAAUUUGCAGCGUAUCUAGUUAAGCAAUAAGUCUGUAGUAUCUCCCUUUAUAUGACACUGGCCUGUAUAUGCUUUGUACAUACAGAAAUACACAGAUGAGGAAAAUCUACAUGCUGAUGUACAUAGGAGGAUUGUGCAUUUUGAACUCAACUACCAUUGUUAUUUUUCAGAGAACAUGAAAUUGUUUUUGUACAUGAAUGAAUAAAUUUAAA
Molecule: messenger RNA, 9454 nt
Organism: Xiphophorus maculatus (southern platyfish)
Lineage: Eukaryota; Metazoa; Chordata; Actinopteri; Cyprinodontiformes; Poeciliidae
Gene: clcn2a
Product: chloride channel protein 2-like
Exons: 25
Coding region: 710-3769 (1019 amino acids)
Biological process (GO): transmembrane transport; chloride transport
Cellular component (GO): membrane
Molecular function (GO): voltage-gated chloride channel activity
Source: RefSeq, a predicted model, not a curated record